UAAAAUUUAAAUCUCAAUCUAGUAUUCAUAUUUGUAUAUACACAUCUAGUACACAUACUAAUAUUCAUAUGUCUUAGUUAGGGUUUACUAUUGCUGGGAAGAGACAGCAUGACCAUGGCAAACCUUAUAAGGAAGAUAUUUACUUGAGAGUGGCUCACUUAUAGUUUCAGAGGUUCAGUCCAUGAUGGCAAGGAGCAUGGCGGCAUGUAGGCAGGCACAGUCUUGAGAAAUAGCCAAGUGUCCUACAUCUUGGCAGGCAACAGGAAGUCGGCUGACUGUCACACCAAGUGACGCUUAAAAACAAACAAACAAACAAACAAACAAAAAACCCUCAGAGCCCACCCCCACAGCGACACACUUCUAAUAGAAGGUGUGGCCUAGAUUAAAGGUGUUCCCUCCAGCCUCAAAAUGUGGAUUAAUGGUGUGUGUCAUCCAUCCUCCUUCAACUAGACCACAUUCCCUAAUAAUGCCACUCCCUAUGAGCUUAUGGGGGCCAGAUACAUAAAAAACUACCACAACAUAUAAAGAUGUAAAUUGUAUCUGUCUUAUCUGGACUGCUUGGGACCAGAAGUAUUUUUACAUUUCAGAUUUUGUGAUCCUUGCAAUAAUUAACACAUAUAAUAUAUUUUAGUGGUGGAAAUCAAGUUUAAACAUGAGAUUUAAACAUAAUAUACACCUCAUCCAUAUAAUAUAAAAGUCAUUUUGUUCGGUUGUUUUAGUCACCUACAUUUUAACUGUAACCUCUCACGUUAGGAUAGAUAUGGAACUUCUUGGUGAAAUAUCAGGCCUCAAAAUGUUUUUAGAGUAUUUUGAAUUUAAAAUUUUGGGGUUAUAUAUAAACAGCCUAUAUAUGUAUACAAAUACAUGUAUCACAAACACUACACAUAUCUUACCUUUUGAGUGACAUGCUUUACUUAUCAUGGAAUAUUUAAAAUCAUUUAAAUAAUAGAUAUUAAAAGAAAUGCUUUAUACAAUUCACUGAAUUGCCUUUAUUACCUUCCAAUGGGGGUGUUACAGUUUAAGAAACAUCAGUCUAGUGAUCUUUAAUUGAACAUCGGGUGCUUCUGGGGCUGGCCAGACAACUCAUGCAAAUCUUUCCACUUUACAUAAUCUAAAGGCAUUCAGACUCAACUGAACCGAAGCAGCUUGUUGGGCUUGUACAGAAGUGAAAUUUAACUUUCCACAUUGGGCCUGUGAUCUGUUCUAGAGGGAAACCCUCACAAAACAAAACAGCAGUAAUGGAGACAAAAGCUCGUGACCUUUUCAGAUGGCUGUAAAUGUUUUAAAUGAGCAAUUCAUGUUCACUUCAGGUGGAAUAAAUAAUUAAGAGAUAUACAUAAGAAUAAAAGAUUCAAAUUCUUGCUAUGUUAUCUGAUGAUUGUAUCCUUGGACCAGUUUCUGUCUAAAUUCAAUUUCUAGUAAGUGUUACUGAAGGCGAGAAUCCUUAAGCUGAGUCAUGCUGGAGUGCUUCUCUGAGAUAUUUCUCCACAGAGCAGAGAGUUUGCCUCAUGGAUGACCUGGCUUCUGCUUCUACUGCAGGCAUUUUCACACCAAAGGGUAAUUACUUUUGGUGACUGUCUCCACUUUAUGCAAUGUAUCAUUCCAUCUCUGAAACUAGACAUCCUCUGCAAUCAGAAGAACAAGAAGUAGGCAUUGACCCCUUGUCCAGCUAUUCAAAUAAGUCUUUAGGAGAUCCAAGUCAAAAUGGAAAAAGAACUAAUUCUACCAUAGACUCUGAAGGAACCUUUAAUUCAUACACGAAAGAAUGGGAAGAACUAUUUGUAAACAACAAUUACUUGGCAACAAUAAGACAGAAGGGGAUUAAUGGGCAGCUGAGAAGCAGCAGGUUCCGCAGCAUCUGCUGGAAGCUCUUUCUUUGUGUUCUUCCUCAAGAUAAAAGUCAAUGGACAAGUAGAAUUAAAGAACUAAGAGCAUGGUAUAGCAGUAUUAAAGAAGUACAUAUCACUAAUCCAAGGAAAGUUGUUGGCCAACAGGAUCUGAUGAUCAACAAUCCCCUUUCACAAGAUGAAGGAAGUCUUUGGAACAAGUUCUUUCAAGAUAAAGAACUGCGAUCCAUGAUUGAGCAAGAUGUCAAAAGAACAUUUCCUGAAAUGCAGUUUUUCCAACAAGAAAAUGUGAGAAAAAUUCUUACAGAUGUUCUGUUCUGUUAUGCCAGAGAAAAUGAACAGUUGCUUUAUAAACAGGGUAUGCAUGAGCUACUAGCACCUAUCAUCUUUAUCCUUCACUGUGACCACCAAGCUUUUCUACAUGCCAGUGAGUCUGCGCAGCCCAGGAGAAAAAUACCUGCUGGUAUCUUGACACAUGUUUGUAUACUUCCUAAUCAGAGUGAGGAAAUGAAAAUUCUAUUGAACCCUGAGUAUCUGGAGCAUGAUGCCUAUGCAAUGUUCUCACAGCUUAUGGAAACUGCUGAACCUUGGUUUUCUACUUUUGAGCAUGAUGGUCAAAAGGGAAAAGAAACUCUGAUGACCCCCAUCCCCUUUGCUAGACCCCAGGAUUUAGGACCAACAGUUGCCAUUGUUACUAAAGUCAAUCAGAUCCAGGAUCAUCUACUGAAGAAACACGAUAUUGAGCUCUACAUGCACCUGAACAGACUAGAAAUUGCACCACAAAUAUAUGGGUUGCGAUGGGUGCGGCUGCUGUUUGGGAGAGAGUUUCCACUGCAGGAUCUGCUGGUGGUCUGGGAUGCGUUGUUUGCCGACGGCCUCAGCCUGAGUUUAGUGGAUUAUGUCUUCAUAGCCAUGCUCCUCUAUAUCCGAGAUGCUUUGAUUUCUAGUAACUACCAGACCUGUCUUGGCCUUCUGAUGCAUUAUCCACUCAUCGGGGACAUACACUCACUGAUUCUUAAAGCUCUGUUCCUUAGAGACCCAAAGAGAAAUCCAAGGCCUGUCACUUACCAGUUCCACCCCAAUUUAGAUUACUACAAGGCCCGUGGAGCAGACUUUAUGAAUAAAAGCCGGACCAGUGCCAGAGGUGCUCCCCUGAAUAUACAUAAGGUCUCCAACAGCCUGAUUAACUUUGGAAGAAAGCUGAUUUCCCCAGCCUCGGCUCCUGGAAGUAUGGGGGGUCCUAUUCCUGGGAGCCACAGCAGCAGCUCCUUCUCAGCUGCCAUCCCCACCAGAACCUCCGAAGAAGCCCCAAGGUAUCAUGUGCAACAGCAGCAGCAGCAGCAGCAGCAGCGGCUGAUGAAAUCCGAAAGCAUGCCGGUACAGUUGAACAAAGGCGACGUAGUUACAGGAAGCAGUGCUCAGCUUUCUGUUCCUGUCCAGGCUCUAACUGACCUCCAAGGGCAAAGUUCUAAAACCAUCAGUUCAUCCCCAAGCAUCGAGAGUUUGCCUGGGGGGAGAGAAUCCACUGGCUCCCCACCUUCAUCUGCUACUAAAAAGGAUUCCUUUUUCAGCAACAUUGCACGUUCCCGCUCACACAGCAAAACGAUGGGCAGAAAAGAAUCCGAAGAAGAAUUGGAAGCCCAGAUUUCCUUCCUACAAGGACAGUUGAAUGACCUAGAUGCCAUGUGCAAGUACUGUGCUAAGGUCAUGGACAUGCACCUUGUAAAUAUUCAAGAUGUGGUAUUACAAGAGAAUUUGGAAAAAGAAGAUCAAAUUCUGGUUUCCUUGGCAGGGUUAAAGCAGAUCAAAGACAUUCUGAAAGGUUCCCUGCGCUUCAACCAGAGCCAGCUGGAGGCUGAGGAGAAUGAGCAGAUUACCAUUGCCGAUGACCACUACUGCUCCAGUGGCCAGAACCAGAGCAACCCAGUUCCUGGGGCCACCAAGCAGGCCUCUUCAGAGCUGCCAGGGUGUACAGGUGGAGGGGCCUCAGAUGACUUCAUUCUGGUUUCCAGAGAAGAUGAGGGGCGCAGUGCCAGGGGGGCCUUGGCAGGCCAGUCGCAGCCUCUUCUCCCCCUCAGAAGCACAUCCGGGAAAAGCAGAGCCCCAGCCUGCUCCCCACUGGUGUUCACAGACCCGUUGAUGGGCCCCGCCUCAGCUUCCUCCAGCAACCCCAGCUCCAGCCCUGAUGACGACAGCAGCAAGGACUCUGGCUUUACCAUCGUGAGCCCCUUGGACAUCUGAACACGGGGACUCCACUAGUGGAGACCCUGCUGAACCAGUGUUUCUUUCCCGGCAUGCAUUUGGCAUUGGCACAACCCUUUGGAACCCUUUGGAAAGAGGUUUCCUCUUUCAAUGCGCUGUGUUCACCAUAAGUGCAGACAGACCUUUCCAGGCCCUUCUGACCCUGUGACCCUUGCUCUGAGUUAGGGCUAGCUCCGUGCCCACCGUCAGACCAGACCACAACCGAGCCAGCCGUCUUCCAGGCCCUCCUCCCCAGCAGCUGUCAGUUACACUCUUAAGGAAGGGCUGCUUUCAAGACUCCCUUUUAUCAAAGCUUCAGCCACGGGAAAAUUGUUGACCCUGUGGAAAUCUGGCAGGCAGCCUCACUCUUGCCUUCAGAAGCCCAACCACAGACUCAGGGCCGCAGAACAGAGAGUGAGUGGCUCCCGGCCUGGGCUCGUUUCCCGGCCCUGGGUUGAUAAACUUCAGCCACUUCUGUUCCUCUCUGAGCAACUGCAUUUCACCUUCUAGACUCUCCAGAGCCAGGAAGCAGGGUGGCUGGAAGCUCCAGCGGCCUGUUCAAUGAACACAAAGGAAAACCACAUUCACACCACCCAGAGCCAGACCCCCACUUGGAAUUAGAUUUGGAGUCCCUUCUAUGGGAGCAGGCUUACUAAAGAACAUUCCAGGUGUCAGAAGGAUGCAGAGCUCCUACUCACCCCUUUCCCCUCUGGGCCCUCAGUUGUAAACUGCACCCAGGCACCACUGCUAGACUGGGUCUUCCUGCCCCAUGCCCCUGCCUGGGCUGGCAUCGGUGUGACACCCCCUCCUCAGUUGGCAGAGUGCAGAGCUGUGUCAGGCACAACACAUCUUUCUUGCAAGGAGAAGGGCUUUCUGUGCCCAAGCAGGUGUCCUGGCGACAGUGGGGAUUGUUGGCAGAGGCAGCCCGUCCUAUCCGCCUUCUGUCCCUGUGCUUCGAGGGCAGCAGAGCUCUGGGCAUUGCCCCCCCCCCCAGCACUGUCUUUCUCUGCAGACAGGUGUGCUAAUGUCAGGAUGCUCCCCCAUGCUCGAGUCAUCUGUGAGGAUUUCUCCUUAGCUGUUCUCGAUAGCAGGGCUCAUGACUCACAUGGUAGCAAGGCUCAGCCAGUGCCUGGUGAGCUCUGCCCCGACCUCUGCCUAGUCCUCUCUAAAGAUCCUCUGUAAGAACCAGGACCACCACAUGAUGGACAUCCAUCCCCUGAGGGUACCCUUAGACCUAAGAUAGGAAUAUUGACUCACCCCUCCAGCCCGGGGACAGUACUGGCCAUGUCUGUCCCAGUUGGGGCACUGUCCCCAACAUUCCCUUUACUUUGAGAAUAAGGGUCAUAGCUGAGUAUUACUAGCUAUUCAUGGGGCCAAGAAGGUGACAGGCUGAUUCCUUACCAUUUGAAUGGGCAUUUAUUUCAUAGCCCCUAACCUAUCUGUCAUGCCCCCCCCCCGAAUCCUCUGCUUGUGUGGGUGCCACAUGAGAGCUCCUGGGUUCACACUGAGAUGUUUCUGUGGUCCCCAGUCAGUCCACUCUCUACUUGGAACAAACAGGAAUGGAGAGUGUGGUCUUUUCUAAGUGACUCCGUUCUUCCUGGUUGAACAUUGCGUCCUCUCUGUUACCUGCAUUGCUGGUGCAGAAUGCAUUCCUUCCCUGUGAUUUUAUCAGGUACUUCUGUCGAAUUGCACAUUUUAAAAUCCUGGAUAUAUAGAACCUUUUUCUUUAACCACGUGGUAAUCAUCAGUUCUAAUCGCUCAUGUUUUGAUUAUAGCAGCUAAAUACAGUUUUAUAUAUACGCCAAGCUUAGAUUAA
Messenger RNA from Peromyscus leucopus (white-footed mouse), 5904 nucleotides. RefSeq names its product TBC1 domain family member 5 (gene Tbc1d5). Gene Ontology annotation, molecular function: GTPase activator activity. NCBI's taxonomy places the organism in Eukaryota, Metazoa, Chordata, Mammalia, Rodentia, Cricetidae. The transcript is spliced from 25 exons. The record is from RefSeq and is a predicted model, not a curated record. Gene Ontology annotation, biological process: activation of GTPase activity. The coding region runs from base 1593 to 4088 and encodes 831 amino acids.